AUGUCUACCUCUACGGUCGAGAAACGAUAUCUACAUAGCACGAGCUACAGCGAAGCUGUAGUGUCGGACAACUACUCAUUCUCGCCAUUCAGCAGCCCCCUCACCAGCCUGAAGUUUCGAAACGGCAUGUGCUUGACUGCACAUCGAGAGUUCCUCAUCCAGAGCCCCAAGCUGGUCUCACUCAUCACUCGUCACGAUUCCUUCCCCGAAACCAUCAGCCUUCCAGAGGUUUCUUACGCUGCUGGCCAGAUCCUGGUUGCCCACCUCUACAGCGGCCGCUGGACGGAGCUGGCAUGGUUCGGGCCUGAUAGCGGCGGCCUCGAGGAUAUCGCCAGAUUGGAAACAGCCCUCGAGGUCUACCUGGCCGCCAGGAAAUACGAACUCUGCAGUCUCGAGGCUCUCGCUCAGAUCCACAUUGAGCAAGACGCAGCCAGGCUGGAUAUCUUUACUGUUAUCGAUGUCGUCAAGAGAGUGUAUCCCGUGCCUGACAACAACGACACUUGGUUCCAGCAGCAUAUCAAAUCCCGCAUCAAGGCCGAUUUUGACAAGCCGGACGCUGCUCUGCUGGCCAGGCUGGAUACCAACUUUGCUGAUGAGUCCUCUAUCAUCAAGCUGGUCUUGAAAGGCAUGCUCGAGGCCUAUCGGGAAAAGACUGAGGCUCUGGCCCAACAGGCUGCAGCGUUGAAGAGACCUUGCACACCAUCUAGUGACGGGUCUUUUGAGGAGGUUGAGUGCCCAUCGCUGCGGACUGUGGUUGAGGAUAAAGCUGUUGUCUGUAGCAAGGAGGACAGCCAAUCCACAUCUGCCCCCACGGCACCGCCUGCUUUGCUACCUACCGAGGUGGCCGUCGAGGUCUCAACAACACAUGCCAAUCCACUGCUCGAUAAGUCUGUUUACGAGAUUGCACCUGAGGCAUUACAUGCGACUGAAGAGCCGACAGUGCCGAAUGUUACUCCCGUGCCUGAGCCAGAGCUUGAGGCGCAAGUAUCGGACCACAACGGCAACAGCAGCGGCGCCACGACAACAGGGAUCAAACUGAAGAAGUGCAAACACAAGUCGACCAAGGCGCGCUGGGAGUGCAAGGCGUGCGGAAGGUGCACCAGACCCUCAUGUGUGUCAUGCAAGUGCAGGAUGUGCACGGCUAAAUGUCGUGAGGAAAACCAUCGAGCUGUUUCUGACCCAGUGGUUGAAGAGGAGGUUUUCCCUGAGGUGGUGCCUGAGGUCGUUGUGGCAGAGCCCGCUCCAGUCCAGGCGGAGGAUGAUGGCUGGGAUUUUGCGGGCACAAGUAGUAAGACCAUUGCGAGGAAUGCCCAGAUCGAUGCGGCGGCGGCGGCGGCGGUGGUGGUGGUGGCGGAACCAGAGCCUGAACCAAAGCCCGAACCGACGCCUGUGCCGGAACCACAGCCCAUUGUCGAAGAUAUUCCGCGAGACUCUCUUGAUAUCGCCAAUAACGACAGGAAAAAUGAGGCGAAGAAGGGGAAGCAGAAGGCUGUGGUUCGCCCAGAGACUGAACCCGUGAUGCGCGAGGUUGAGCCAAUCCCCCUGAUGGAACCGGCUGCAGGACCAAAAUCGAAGCCACCGAUGGAGGACAACCCCUGGGCGUUUCCAUCGACAAAGUUCACGAAAAAGAAGGCAAAGGCCGUCGUCGGCACUGGAUCGGAACCUGUAAGUGAGACCGGGAACGCCCAGCUCAUCGCCGAGAUUGAGCGUGGUUUUCCUCAGGGUGGGUGGGACUUUUGGGGAACGUCAAAAAAGCGAUAG
Molecule: messenger RNA, 1761 nt
Organism: Podospora anserina S mat+
Lineage: Eukaryota; Fungi; Ascomycota; Sordariomycetes; Sordariales; Podosporaceae
Exons: 2
Coding region: 1-1761 (586 amino acids)
Source: RefSeq, a predicted model, not a curated record